AUGAGCAUUGGAUUGCUGGUCACUGAUUAUAAUCGUGCUCAGCUUUUUGCGCACUUGGACGCCCUCGAAGUCAGUUCCUAUAAUGGAUAUCAACCUACAGACCCGACGGGUGAUAUUAGUCCCGCGCGCUUAGAUCGCCUCUGGCAACUGCUGAAUGGUCGAUACGAGCAAACUCAAAAUGUCAAUGAGCUCAACACAGCGAUUGAUCUUUGUCAGCUGUUGGUUCAGAAGACUGCUCAUGAUCAUCCCGACUAUCCAGCGCGCCUAGUCGGCCUAGCGGGACUGCUGGAUGGUCGAUACGAGCAAACUCAAAAUUUCGAUGAUCUCAACACAGCGAUUGAUCUUUGUCAGCUGGCGGUUCAGAAGACUGCUCAUGAUCAUCCCGACUAUCCAGCGCGCCUAGACAUCCUCACUGGACUACUCCAACACCGAGGUGAAAUCGAAGUUGACGUUGAUGACCUUAAUCGAGCGAUUAAGGCUUGUUGUCGUGCAGCUCUAAAGACACCUCGUGCCCAUCCCGACCUUGCAGCGCGCUAUUUCCGCCUUGGAGAUAUAUUCGAAUGUCGAUUCAGAUAUACUGCAUUUUUGCCCAACCUUCAUAGUGCGAUUAAUUUCGCUCGCACUGCAAUUCUGGCUACACCUGACGAUCAAUAUGUUCUUGCAGAGCGUCGUGCCAGCCUUGGGGAAAUGCUUGAAAGACGUUAUGGCUGUACCGAAGACAUCGCCGAUCUCGACGAGGGAAUUCAGUUCUCUUCCCAAGCGGUUGAGGCGACUGAUAAAAGCUCAUGUUGGCUUGCGGAGCGCUUGAGCAACCUCGCUCGCAAGUUCGGACUACGGUACGGAGCACUGACAGAGAUAGAAGAUCUCCACAAGGCGAUUUUGCUAUAUAGAAGGAGUCUUGAGGCUUCUGCUGAUGGUGAGCAUCACUUACGGGCAGAGUGCAUGAGCCACCUCAGAAGCCACCUCAAAACCCGAUACAGGCUAUUAAGAGACUUUCCUGACCUCCAGGAAGCGGAUUAUCUUAGCUCGCCAAGCGAUCGAGGCCACCACUCCUGA
Molecule: messenger RNA, 1056 nt
Organism: Penicillium vulpinum
Lineage: Eukaryota; Fungi; Ascomycota; Eurotiomycetes; Eurotiales; Aspergillaceae
Exons: 1
Coding region: 1-1056 (351 amino acids)
Molecular function (GO): protein binding
Source: RefSeq, a predicted model, not a curated record